This is a messenger RNA of Abrus precatorius (Indian licorice), 2798 nucleotides long. Its product is annotated as CLP protease regulatory subunit CLPX3, mitochondrial-like. The coding region runs from base 383 to 2530 and encodes 715 amino acids. Gene Ontology annotation, biological process: proteolysis; protein folding; protein catabolic process. The transcript is spliced from 15 exons. Gene Ontology annotation, molecular function: ATP binding; ATP-dependent protein folding chaperone; ATP hydrolysis activity. Gene Ontology annotation, cellular component: mitochondrial matrix. The record is from RefSeq and is a predicted model, not a curated record. Lineage: Eukaryota; Viridiplantae; Streptophyta; Magnoliopsida; Fabales; Fabaceae.
ACACCAUCAAAUUAGAGAGAGAGAGAGAAAGAGACAAGUGUUUGUGUUAUGUUCUUUGUGUUGAGUUUGGCAGCUUUCCUUUUUUAUUUUGCUUCACCUAUAAACACUCCUUAACUUUAUCUUAUUGCUCAAUCCUCUCCCCUCCAAUCCAUUUUUCCCUUUAUUUUCUCUCUCUUUUCUCUUUCUUCUACCUCACAUAAAUUCACGCAUACCCACUUCCCAAAUCACGCAUACAGAUCCAAAGUUCUUAUCUUUUUCACCAUUCGUCGCUCAAUUCUCAAUUGGGUCAUCCAAAUUCCAAGCAUUAACCCAACCCCUUUUCGGUUCACUGAACCCCAAAUUUCCCAUUUUUUGGUUUUUUUGAUCGAAAUUCUCAUUACCCAUGUCUCGAAUCUUCUCUAGAUGGAAGAAAGCGUCACUUGCGGGGUCCCACGCGCCUGUCACGCGUGGGAAUCGAACCGGGUUCAGUUCCCGGCUCAAUCGGGCAUGCCCAAUCUCGACCCACUUGAACCAGAUGGUCGCCGGUGGCGCCGCCCAUCGCCGCCGUGAGGCGCUGGUGGGGGUUCAGGAACGGUACAAGUGGGACCGUGGCGGGUCAGAUGACAAUCUGACCCGGAAGAUUCGGGCAGAGGCUAAUUGCCCACGUUGUACCAAAGACAUGAACAUUGUUUUCUCCAAUCGCCACUUUCCAACCACAAAUGAUGUUUCUCCUGAUUUGGGUUCAGGUGGUGAAAAGGGUUACCAAGCGGUUAACCUUUGUCCAAGUUGCAAAACUGCUUAUUAUUUUAGGCCUUAUGACACUGCACCUUUGCAAGGUACCUUUGUGGAGAUUGGUAGAGUAACUACUAACAAUAAUAACAAUAAUAAUAAUGUUAUUAGUAGUGUUAAUGGUAAGUCUCAGUCUCCUAGGAGGAUCACGCAUGGGAAAGGUGGUGGCAAAGAGGGUGGUGGUAAUAGUAGUAGUAAGAAUAGUAAUGUGGGAGAGGAAUUUGGUAAUAAGAGUGAUGCAAGUAAAUGGCUUGAAGUUUCAUUGUGGGAGACGUUGAUGUCUUACAAUGGUGGUGCUAGUGGUAAUGGUAAUAAUGGGGAGCCACCUGAGUCAUGGCCUCCAUCACCAGGUGGUAAUAAUAAUGGGAAUGGUUUGGCUGUGCAUACUCCACCGGGACCACCUUUUGCGCCGGGGAUUAAUGUUAUCCGGGCUUCAGGGCCACGGGAUGGCGGUUCAGGUGGUGCAGGUGGGGGAAAUGGAGAGAAGACCACGUGGGGAGGGUCUAAUUUGGGGAAUGAUUUGCCCUCACCGAAGGAGAUCUGCAAAGGUCUCGACAAGUUUGUUAUUGGCCAGGAGAGAGCCAAGAAGGUCCUUUCUGUAGCUGUUUAUAACCACUAUAAAAGAAUAUACCAUGCUACUAUACCAAAAGGGUCAGGCGCAGAUUCAGAAGCUUCAGAAGUAGUAGAUGAUGACGAAAAUGUGGAGCUAGAAAAGAGUAAUGUUCUCUUGAUGGGCCCAACAGGGUCAGGGAAGACAUUACUUGCAAAAACACUGGCUCGAUUUGUGAAUGUGCCGUUUGUCAUUGCUGAUGCAACAACCUUAACACAGGCUGGUUAUGUUGGAGAAGAUGUCGAAUCGAUCCUAUAUAAACUACUUGCGGCUGCAGAUUUCAAUGUUGCAGCAGCUCAGCAAGGAAUAAUUUACAUUGAUGAAGUUGACAAGAUAACUAAGAAGGCUGAGAGCUUAAAUAUCAGCCGGGAUGUUUCUGGAGAGGGUGUUCAGCAGGCAUUAUUGAAAAUGCUGGAAGGAACUAUAGUAAACGUUCCUGAGAAAGGAGCUAGGAAGCAUCCACGGGGGGAUAACAUUCAGUUGGACACAAAAAAUAUUCUUUUUAUAUGCGGUGGAGCAUUUAUUGAUCUUGAAAAAACCAUUUCAGAGAGACGACAAGAUUCUUCUAUUGGUUUUGGAGCACCAGUUCGUGCCAAUAUGAGAACUGGUGCCGUAACAGAUUCUGUAGUUACUUCAUCUUUACUUGAGUCGGUGGAAAGUGCUGAUCUUAUUGCGUAUGGCCUCAUACCAGAGUUUAUUGGACGAUUCCCCAUCUUAGUCAGCUUGUCAGCUUUAACCGAAGACCAACUUAUGAUGGUCCUUACAGAACCAAAAAAUGCUCUUGGUAAACAGUACAAGAAAUUAUUUAGCAUGAAUAAUGUUAAGUUACACUUCACAGAGAAAGCUCUAAGAUUGAUAGCAAAGAAAGCAAUGGCCAAAAAUACUGGUGCCAGGGGUUUAAGAGCCCUACUGGAAAGCAUUUUAACUGAAGCCAUGUUUGAGAUUCCUGAUAUCAAGAUAGGAAGUGACCGAGUUGAUGCAGUUGUUGUUGAUGAAGAGUCAGUAGGAUCACUAACUGACCCUGGAUCUGGAGGGAAAAUUCUUCGCGGAGAUGGUGCUUUCGAGAAUUACCUAGCUAAGGCUAAUGAUGUAGCUGAAUCAGAUUUACAAGAGGGGGAUUCAGAACUUUCCUCAAGAGCCAUGAGCAUGUGAUAUUAUAUAUUUACCAUAUUCAGUGUAUAAUUUGUCAUUGUUAUUGUUCUUUGUAAAAAUUACAUUAAAAGAAAAUUGCUGUAAUUAUCCCUUGUAUAACAGCAUUAGCUACUGGUCCAAGCUCACUGGAUAGGAAAGAAAUAAUAGAAGAAAAAAGAAAGGUGUAGUGUAGCAUUGCUAAUUUAGGGAGUACAUUAUACAAAAUUUCAAUUAUUUUUGAGGAAGUCUCACUGAAGACAUUUUUUCUUUGUUGGGCUCCUCCUUCUCU